Molecule: messenger RNA, 1065 nt
Organism: Knipowitschia caucasica
Lineage: Eukaryota; Metazoa; Chordata; Actinopteri; Gobiiformes; Gobiidae
Source: the annotation of a GenBank genome assembly
AUGGUGUGUUGGGAGCAGCUCGAUAACACUGUAGUCAGUCACGUCAAGUCUGUGUCUUUUCGUUACUUGGUCAAUCGCUUCAGUCUGGUCAACAAAAGUCUUACCAUUCCAAGAGAGCAGGCCCUGGUCUUCAGUAACUUCCCCUACCUCCUGGACCACCCUGAUAACUGCAAAGGCCAAGAUGUCCUGCUGCUUCUCUUUGUUAAAACUUCCCCAGAGAACAUUCAGAGGAGACAAUCCAUCAGAUCCACCUGGGGCAAUCAAAGCUACAUUGCAGAGACACUUGGCGUCACUGUGAAAGUACUGUUUGUUUUAGGUGCCCCAGGGGUCUCGGACAGUGACAGUUUUGGUCCACAAGAGCAAUUGGAGUUUGAAGACAGCCUUUACAGUGAUCUAAUCCAGCAGGACUUCUACGACUCUUUCCACAACUUGACCCUGAAGCUGCUCAUGCAGUUCCACUGGAUGCACCACCACUGUGCUCACGCCCGCUUCCUCAUGUCUGCAGAUGACGACGUCUUUGUACACAUGCCCAACCUUGUGCAGUACCUCCAGGACAUGAGCAAUAAAGGGCCCACUGACCUCUGGGUUGGCAGAGUGCACAGGGGAUCCCCACCAGUGCGGAGCCGAAGUAGCAAGUACUAUGUACCCUAUGAUGUGUAUGAAUGGCUGUCAUACCCUGACUACACAGCUGGGGCGGGGUAUGUGGUCUCCAGUGAUGUGGCAGACAAAAUCUAUCAUGCCACCUUGACUUUGAAUGCAUCACUUUUUAUAGAUGAUGUGUUCAUGGGGAUCUGUGCCAAUGCUGUGGGUGUGUCUCCUCGAGAGCAUGUAUUUUUCUCUGGCGAAAGCAAGGCUCCGUACCACUCUUGUAUCUACAACCAAAUGAUGACCUCCCAUGGACAUGUGGAGGAUAUUCAUGAGCUCUGGAAAGCUGCCACACACCCAGUGGUAAUGACGAAAUCCCCAGGGCUGAUGGGAAGACUUUACUGCACAAUUGUCAAAGUAGCUCUGCUCUGUAGACCUUACUAUGUAAACACCUACCCAUGCAAAGCAGCCUUUUCAUAG